Molecule: messenger RNA, 5533 nt
Organism: Megalobrama amblycephala (Wuchang bream)
Lineage: Eukaryota; Metazoa; Chordata; Actinopteri; Cypriniformes; Xenocyprididae
Gene: axin1
Product: axin 1
Exons: 11
Coding region: 808-3411 (867 amino acids)
Biological process (GO): negative regulation of canonical Wnt signaling pathway
Source: RefSeq, a predicted model, not a curated record
UGAAUGCGAUGAAUGUGGGGCUCACUUCAAAGCAGAUCGCGAGGGCAGCGAAAGGGGUGUUGUAAUGUCGUCAGCGAAGGAAAAACGCAGCGCGAGCGAACGCGAUCCCUUUUUAGAUGGCUGUUUUUUUCCCCCCCGUGCAUAAGUGGGAUGAUCGGAUAUAUUGGCGUUUGUAAGAUGGCUGUGACAACGUGUUCUCACACUAGUUGAGUCAGAACCGUGGAGUGGAUCAGCACAACAAGCCCACUAGAAAUGUCGGCUCGUGCACUCAAAGAUGGUGAAAGUGUUUUUCACCGUCUAUGCUCACUUGUUCGGGAAGGUCUCGCGCCGCACGUACUUCCUCUCCUCGCGCGUUACGUUCUUUGAUGCGGUUGACGUUCUAACGUUUCUAAGUUAUCGCAGCUUGUUUUGUUUUGAACCUAUCUCCAUUACCCGUAGUGUUUAGCUGGGCUUUGUUUUUGAAUAACGGCGUUUGUGUGCGUUAAAAUGUUUAUGAAUUCGCGUCUUGUGCCUGGAUUAGCCUGCUAGCUCAUCGCCAUUGAAGUUCGCGCUGUUAAACUUACUGACUAGGAAAGCUCGAGGUUUCUUUCCUCCUUCGCUCGCUUUAUCAAGAACAUCAGACGGAUUCUAGUUGGCAGGCAGUCACAGGUUUUAAGGUCGGAGCUUGAAAGUGUUGGAUUUAUGGUCGGUCGGUGUCAUAAAGCGUGUCACAGGAGGAAUUCUUUCGCAGUGGCAUUAAUAGAAGUCUGGAUAUAAACUUUCUGCCUUGUGGGCUGUACUGGGACAGGGUGCAGGGACACUGUGAGCAUGAGCGUAAACGAGAAGGCGUGUUAUCUGGCAGACCUGGGCGGCAGCUUCACUGAGGAUGCCCCCAGACCCCCUGUCCCUGGGGAGGAGGGCGACCUGGUGUCCAGCGAUGGACGGCAGUACAGCCACAGUUUUUACUCCUCCAAGUGCGAGAGCCUCAAGAACGAGGCCUCCAUAGCCACACCCAGAAGACCCGACCUGGAUCUGGGCUACGAGCCGGAGGGCAGCGCUUCCCCGACGCCGCCCUACCUGAAGUGGGCCGAGUCAUUGCACUCGCUUUUGGACGACCAAGACGGCAUUCACUUGUUCAGGACUUUCCUCAAACAGGAGGACUGCGCCGACUUGCUGGACUUCUGGUUCGCUUGCAGCGGCUUCCGCAAGCAGGAGAACAACGAAGGCAACGAGAAGAUGCUGAAGCUCGCGAAAGCCAUUUACAAAAAGUACAUCCUGGAUAACAACGGAAUCGUGUCGAGGCAGAUCAAACCAGCCACCAAGAGCUUCAUCAAAGACUGCGUGAUGAAGCUUCACAUCGAUCCCGCCAUGUUCGACCAGGCUCAAACCGAAAUUCAGACUAUGAUGGAGGAAAACACCUACCCUUUGUUUUUGAAGUCUGACAUAUACUUGGAAUACACUAGGACGGGUGGAGAGAGUCCCAAACUGUUCAGUGACCAGAGCUCGGUGUCAGGGAAUGGCAAAGUCCUGCCCGGCUACUUGCCAACUGUGAAAGAAGACGAGGAAUGGAGGUGCGACCAGGAACAGGAGCAGAACGCAGAAAGUGACCCAACUCCCAGCAACAGGCUGACCCAGAAGCUGCUCCUGGAAACCGUGCCUCAGCGGGUGGCCAGCAGUAAAAGAUAUCAGGACAACCGUGAGUACAGACACUCUUCAUGGAGGGAGCCCAUCAAUCCGUACUACGUGAACACCGGCUACGCGCUGGCUCCCGCCACCAGUGCCAACGACAGCGAGCAGCAGAGCAUGUCCAGUGAUGCAGACACACUCUCCCUGACCGACAGCAGUGUAGAUGGAGUCCCACCUUAUAGGUAUCGUAAACCGCAUCGACGUGAGAUACACGAAAGUGCCAAAGUUAAUGGGCGAGUGCCACUACCUCAUAUUCCUCGCACAAACCGGAUGCCAAAGGAUAUUCACGUUGAGCCGGAGAAGUUUGCGGCGGAGCUGAUCAGCAGGCUGGAGGGGGUGCUGAGGGAACGUGAGGCGCAAGAAAAACUGGAGGAGCGGCUCAAGAGGGUUCGACUGGAAGAAGAAGGUGACGAUGCAGACAUUUCCACCGCCCCCUCCCUGGCCAAUCACAGGAUUCCCCCUGCGAUCCACAUGCAGCAUUAUGGCGGUCGCUACUCUGAAAUGAGCUACAACGGGCUGCAGCUACGGGACGCACAUGAGGAAAACCCAGAGAGCAUCCUUGAUGAGCAUGUGCAGCGUGUCAUGAAAACACCCGGCUGUCAAUCUCCGGGCACGGGCCGCCAUUCUCCAAAGUCCCGCUCCCCAGACGGGCUGCCCGCUGGCAAGAUUCCCGGACUGAUGAUGCCGCUGUCUGGUGGCCAAGGCAAGCACCAGGCUCGGCUGGGCCCGAAGGGUGAGGCGGCGCACCUGCACCAUCACAAACACAUUCACCACACACACUAUGCCGCGGGGGGAAAGCCCAAAGAACAGGUGGAGGCGGAAGCCAUGAAGAUGCACGGGGGCUUAGCCUGGAAUAUGGAGCAACACCACUAUGGAUCCAAGUCACGCAACUAUGCAGAUGGAAUGAGCGUCGGUCCCAACGGCAUGGACCCCAUGGGUUAUGGCAGUAAAGGCAGCACGAUGUCAAAGCGGCCGGUCAGAAAAGGAGAAGAUGGUCGAAACUUUGAGAUGCGAGAACCCUUGCCCCCUGAUGAUAUGGAGAGGAACCAGAAGAUCCUGCAGUGGAUGAUGGAGGGUGAGAAGGAAGCUGGGCGCUAUAAGAGGAGCCCUUACGGCAUCUCCGGCUCCAAGAAAGCUCAGAGUCACGAGGUGUCGAGGCCAAGUUCGGUGGAACGGCCGGGGGCUGUGCACCCUUGGGUGACCGCGCAGCUCCGCAAUAACGUGCAGCCCUCGCAUCCCUUCAUCCAGGACCCAACCAUGCCCCCCAACCCAGCCCCCAACCCUCUCACACAGCUGGAAGAGGCGCGCAGGCGGCUUGAGGAAGAGAGGAGGAAGUCUGGAACGCUGCAGGCCAAGCAGAGGUAUGUGAUGGAGGUGAUCCAGAGGGGUCGCACCGCUGUCAGGCCCGCUCUGUUUCCCACGCUCAGUGUGGUGCCCGCCGUCUCCGACACGGAGCUCUCCGAGUCAGAGCAUAAGAAUAUGAAGAAGCAGCCCUGUGAGAACAUCACCGUGGCCUAUUACUUCUGUGGAGAGCCCAUCCCGUACAGGACGUCCGUCAAAGGGAGGAUCGUCACACUGGGACAGUUCAAGGAGCUGCUUACCAAGAAAGGGAGCUACAGGUAUUAUUUUAAGAAAGUGAGCGACGAGUUCGACUGUGGAGUGGUGUUCGAGGAGGUACGUGAAGACGACGCCAUCCUGCCCAUCUUCGAGGAGAAGAUCAUCGGUAAAGUCGAGAAGAUCGACUGAGACUGGGAGGAAGGGAGAAGAGGAGAGAGGGAAUCUGGCUGCAGAGUAGCAGCAUCAGCAGCAGCAGCAUGUGGAAAACGAGAGGGAGCGGCGAGCAGGUGCUGAGAUUGGUACAGCAUACGUGGACGUGCGGGAGAGCGAGAGGUGCAGAACAGGGAAGGUUGCUGUGGAAAGUACACUAUUUACUCCGAGGCUUCUACCUCUGCACAAUGACUUUUAAAGUCAAGUCAAACAGCUGCUCAGUGCUCAAAAUCACUGCAUUGUGCACGGAGAGCCCUUGGACUCACAGAGACGAAAGCGUGAGGCAGCGUCCUCUCACUUUUGCUAUAUUUCUAACUCUGAAAAAUGUAAUGUAGCAAUGUAAAGUUAGCCUAGAAAAAAGUACUAUGAGAAUAUGUUUACUAAAGCUGCAUAUUUUUGAUAUGACGUAUCAGAAGGAACAUAUCCUUUCUAAUUUAACAACUCUUGUAAUUUUAUAUGUACUGGUACCAGAUAUGUACAGACUGUCUGUUUAAAAGGAAAAAGAGAAAGUUUUAUAUCUAUUUAAAUAUUUAAAAAAAGGAAAAAAAAGAGAAAUCGGUUUAACCCAUAUCAAAGCUGCGGCAUCGACCUGACCCGAAACGGUGGUAGUUUUCACAAAGCUGCGGUUACGGAGGAGCGGAAAUCAUAACCCACGCUUUACCAAGUGCUUUUAACUCAUAAAACCGGUUUGUAGUCAGUCCACGUCGGAGAGGGAGGAGUCAGCCGGCGCUGCACUUUUCACUGCAUUAUGCAUUGAUGUCAAAGGAGAAUCGCUUCGAGCGAAAGUCCUAUACGACGAUGCCUUCACGUUGCUCUGUGUCUUUCGGUGAUGUCAUGACAUGCAUAAUGCAUAAUCCCUCCCCUCUUCACGCACAGCAUGAUAUGAGGGCAAAGGAUGAAUGUCCCGACAUUUUUGAGUGGAACAACUAUAGGUCUGUAGUUUAUAUCCAAAAUCUGUAAGGUUGCUUUCCAGGUGCUCGCGUGUGUAAGAUCCACAGCGGCGCUGACUGACGCCUGUUUGUGAGCAGGAGAAUGUGAGACUUUUGGAAGAGGACACGACGUUCUGGUCGUCCUGGGGUCCAUCGUCUACCGAGUGCCAUUGGACAAUAUAUAAUGAUCAUGUUUACACUUACCUUAAUGUAUUACAGAACAAGAAACAGAUAGAGAAUUGUAGCCUUUUAGUUUAACACGGCUAAAUGUGGUGCCUGGCCAGAAUGGUUUUUAAAAAAUGUAGUUUUAGCCUAACGUGGUCUGCCUUGUUGAGAUCAUGAAACACCAAAGAGAACAAUCUAUCACAGGAGCCGAUUUAAAAUCCGUUUGCGUUGUUUCAGCAACAAAAAUGAAGCUCCUCCAUAGAGUUUUCAGGCUGUGUGUUGUAACGAAACACUGAGAGGUGUACUAGCCGCUAGGGAAGGCCUGGCGAGACCAAGCCAGACGUGGUGCUGUAACGUUAGAACGCUUUUUGUUCUUCUAGCAUCCCAUCUUAAUGCUAGUUUUUAAAUUUUAAAUUCCCAGCGUAGAUUUAAGUUGCCGUUGUCGUCAAUGUUUUUUCAUGUUUUUUUUUUUUUUUUUUCCUCCAUUCAAUUAUUUUAGUUCUCCAUCCACUUGAACAGUAUGGGUACUUGAUGCAAAAUAUGGAACAUUUCUCAUGUUUGUUUUUGACUCAUUUUAAUUACGGUGUAAUUAUCAACUUGGAUGUAAAGAGUUAACUACUGUGUAUAGCCUGGAUGUGAGCUCCUCUCACUGAAUGAUGGAUGACCUGUACAUAGACAUCACAGAGUGCCUUUCUGACCAUUCUCAUCUCUGAUCCACUGUCUGCUCUCCUCACUCCAUGUGUCCAGUACCAGGGACUUGCAUUAUGUUUUUAAGUUUCUUAAGAACUUUUUUGUUGUUGUUAGUUUCCUAUGCGAAGAGCAUCAACACACUUUAAGUCUUUCUAUGUAAAUAUGUACAUUUUUUUUUUUUUUUUUUUAAAUGUGUCUUCAACUACAACCAGCAACCCAAUUUGGAUAUUUAGUGCCCUGGUUCUGCUUAAGUGUGCCGAGUUGUACAGUUAUCAUUUUAUGGUACUUUGGACAAUAAAGAUAUGUAAUAAAAUAAA